Messenger RNA from Cucumis melo (muskmelon), 7663 nucleotides. RefSeq names its product serine/threonine-protein phosphatase 7 long form homolog. Lineage: Eukaryota; Viridiplantae; Streptophyta; Magnoliopsida; Cucurbitales; Cucurbitaceae. The record is from RefSeq and is a predicted model, not a curated record. The transcript is spliced from 7 exons. Bases 4860 to 7478 code for a protein of 872 amino acids. Gene Ontology annotation, biological process: meristem development; meristem maintenance.
GCAGAUUGCGGUUUCAAGACGAGGUCUCUAAAAGACUAAAACAGUCGCCGUUUCAGAUAGCGGUCUCCUUUCUUCAACUUCUUAAAACCCGCUAGUUUCCCAGUUGGUAUUCGCUAAUUCCUUCCGGAUUUCAAACCCAUAUAACCAUCACGCUUCACCAAUGUUCCUUAACGGAUACUCGUUGUCGGAUUCAGCGGUUUCUCUUUUGUCCUCAUUUUCUGGCGAAACCCAUAUGAAAUAAAGGUGAAAAACCAUCCAAAACUAGCCAUCUUUCCAAGGCAAUUUCAAAUCCACCAGGUUUUUUUUCUUCUAUUUUUCAACUUGUUUGCUAUGUUUGUCUAAUGUAAUCUCACGUGCUUGUUUUCAUUUCAUUUCAUGGAAUCAAGUGUUGAAGUUCUUGUUUGUGUUCUGUAUUUUGUUGAGGAAUUGAUUUAGUUACUUUUUGAGUACGUAUAAUUUAAAAACUAUGAUAUCGAUAUCGAAUAUGUCAUGGUUUACUCCAUUUCAACUAAAAAUACUUUGUUCCUGAGCAAUUUGUCGAUCUGCCCAAGCUUAGUUUAUUUUGAAACAGAAGCAAAACUUUGUCAUGGAAUGUUUUUUACCAUGUGGCAACUGAGAAGACAACGAUUUGUCUGAUGACAACCUUGUGAGAUAUAUAUGAGAAGCCUUAUAUGAAUAAGUUAUACCCUUUUAGCAAACUCAUGGAUUUGAAAAUGGCUGAAGGUGUGCCUUUUGCGGAACAUUUGAAUGAAUUCAAUAGGAUCAUUGAAACGUUUAGCUUGGUGAAGGUUGAGUUCAACGAAGAAGCGACUUCCAUCCUUUUGCUUACUUCUUUACCUGAUAGUUUGGGAAUCUAUGAAAGUAGCGUUACCUUUCUCUUUAGGUACAAGAAAAUUGAAAAUUUCCAGAUAUUAUAGAUGCAGCUUUUACAGAAGAGAUUUAUAGAAGGCACUUUGGUGUGACUUCUACUUCAAAUUCAAGCUUCAAAGUUGGAGAGAAAGGGAAAGCUAUCAACAAUGAACAUUAUAAAGGCAGUAGAUGAAAGGAGAAGCAGACAAUUGAAUGCUACUACUGCCACAAGCAGGGUCACAUAAAAGCAUAUUGCAGAAAGUCGAAAAAAGAGCAAAAAGAUAACUCCUAAAUUGAAUGUUGGUUUAGCUUAUUUGGGGACAUUCUUCUUGUUUCUCUGGAAGUUCUAUCGAUGGGAAGCACAUAAUUUGGGUUGAUGCAUAUUUGGAGGAAGUAGAGAGCAUUUAAUUUUGUGAGCUGGUUUUUGAAGGCAGGACAAUUUGAGAGUUGUUGAGUUUUCUCUUGUUUGUUUUUUAUGAUAUCGAUUCUCAACUCAUAGUAAAAAUAUAGGGCUCCUUAAAGGUCAGACAUAGAAUUAUGCAAUUAUUUCUUUUCACUUUUCAUUUCUUUUAUUAUAUAUCUUUUCAUUGUUUUGAAUUCUGCUAUUAUAAUUUUCCAGCAACAUAUUGAUCGGCCUUGUUAAUAACUAAACUAUAUUUAUGAUCGCAAGGAAACGGGGGAAGUUUAGAGCUUCCCACCUCUUCCAGUUCUCAUAGAGAAAAUCCAAAACAACAAUUAGAAAAAAGGUACUGUCCUUCGACAAAUAACAAUGACAUACUUAGUUCAUUGCGCCCACUUCUAACUAACAAAGUUUCUUGAGUCUGCACAAUCGCCUGGGCACUCUCCUCGCAGUUCCUACUCUUUCAAAUGCCUACAUGCCUGUACUCUUGUAAUAGGGGUCGAUCACUAUCUGCCCCCCAAAUAAUCACCUUGUCCUCAUGGUGGAAGUCAGGAGAUCGAAGGGAAAUGUAGGAAGCAAGUCCUCAUGUGGCAUCUCCGAAUGAGCACCACCAAAGUACCCUCAUUGGCAGCAGACUUUCUCAAACUCCCUCUUGAAUAGUAGACUUUAACAAGCCAACUAACUUUGCUGGCUAUUUGAAUGUUAGAUCGGCUUACAACUCUAGAGGAGUGGGGAAAAUGGGCAUUUUCUGCCUCACCUCUUUACGUUAGACUGAUGAAACAUACGGUGUCUAAUCUCUUUACAUUAGACUGAUGAAACAUAUGGUGUCUAACAGUGAUUGAAAAUGUCACUCCAUAUGCGACAUGACGAACUCAUGCAAUGAUUAGGAAGAGGCCUACAAACCGAGGUACUAGCUUCAGAUAUUUAUUCAGAGAUGCUUGGGGUGGUGGCAUCUUGAACUUGGAUUUGAGUGUCUACUUCCAGAAGUUGUGUUCAUUUUUUUAACUUAAUACUUGGGGUGGUGGGGAGGCCAUAUACUACCUCGAAAGCGGUUGUGCAAAUCAAUGAAUGGUAGUAGUGUAAGCAUUGAAGGACCUGAUAUCUUGGGCUUGGCUUUGAAUUAUGUUCCAGAAGAGGUGGAUGAUUUCAUUAAAGAAAAUAUUGCAAAGCUAUAUCAAAACUCUUCUGGGAAAAAGUCUAAUCAGCUUCAAUCAUGUGAGUUCUCUUCGAUUGAUCCAUCUCUAAGUCCUAAAUUCUCAUCCUUAAUUGAUGAUUGUGGUUUGAAGAUUGGUAUAGCCCCUCAUCAUAAUUUUCAACAACAUUGUUGACUGUUUUGUUUUGGAAAUUGAUGAAAAUCAUCACUUGGAUUACUAGAGCCUUGGUGGUAAAUCAAAACGGAUUGUUGUGUAAAGGUCAGCAUCCUGUAGUAGUAUUAGUCAAGAAUCAAGGAAAGAGUUUGUGGUUGGUUCUCUCCAAGCUAUUUGAAGUUUAAAGAAGGGUGGUUGCUGAUAUUUCUGUGUUUCGUUAGUUUCUACUUGUUCCUCAGGGCUGCCUUGCGGAUUCUCCUUUGGAUUUUGAGAAUUGGUGCAAUAUUAGAAGAUUUUCUUAUCUAUUUUUCAUCUGUUUUGUGUCUUCAGAGAGUUUUUCAAAGAUUUUUGGUCCGAGCAGAUUCAAAGGGGUUUCUAUGUUAAUUCCAUCCAUUGGCUUGUUUGUUUUGAAGCUGCAAGGAACUCGGCUUUUUCUUAUUGUCCUCUUUGAUUUUUGAGUAUUUUUCCAGUCAAGUUUGUUUGUUGUGGGUUUUUUUUCUGGCUAACCUGUGUUCUUGUGAUUGGUUCUCUUACAAUGGUACUUGUGUUCUCUUGCUCUUCAUUUUAUAUCAUUGUCCUUUGAGCAAAGCAACAAUCUCUUUUCAUUUUAUCAAUGAAAAGUUAUGUUUCUUUCAAAAAAAAAAAAUAAAAAUAAUAAUAAUAAUAAAAAAAAAUAAAUAACUAAAAUUAGCCCGUGGUAUCCAUCUUCAACGUUGCUUGAAGACAGUUGUAGCAAAAUUAUGUAGAUAAGUCUCUACACGCUAAUUGACCACCUCAAUUUGCUGAUUGGUUUGUGGGUAGUAAGCACUAUUCUCCAAUUGUGUACCCGGAGCAAGAAACAACUCUUCCAAAAUAUGCUCAAUUGUCCUAAUUGAAUGCAAUACUCCAUGGAAAUCCAUGUAAACACAUACUUUAUAAACAUAAAUUGUAGCUAAAAUAACAAUAAUGAAUGGGUGUUUACGUAGGAUAAAAUGAGCAUACUUGGAUAGGGGUCCAUCACCACCAAAAUCAUAUCAUAACCAUCUGACUUAGGCAACCCUCAAUUAAGUCCAUAGAGAUAUCCUCUCAGACACGUUAUGGGUAAUGCUUAUAGCAGGCCUGUCAAAGCUAAUGACAAAUACUUAGCUUAAUGGCACCUUGCACAUUUUGCCACAAAUAGGUGGAGUAGUGCUUUCAUACUUGUCUGACAGCAUACAUGUUCAGGCAUUUUUGCAUUGCAGACACAGACACAGACAUGUCCGAGCAUUUCAUAAAAAAUGAAGUUUCAUUCUUCCUAGGUUUUUCUCAUGGGUCUAAAAUGUUGUCUUAUGGACAUUUGACAGUUUUUGGUCGAAUUGGUGAUAACUGGACUUGAGUUUAAUCUUUGAAAUCACUGUUGCAAGAAAUAAGGCACUUAUUUAUGAUUGUCACAUGGCUUAAAGACUGUUAGUCCCCACAAAAACGACAUAACCAUCCUUCUUUUUAACCAAUAGCAUUAGACUAGAAAAGGAGCUUUUGUUCGGUUGUAUCAACCAGACGGGGAGCAUUUGCCACAGUUGUCUCUGAAUCUGUCAUCCUUUUGGAAUUGUUGAUUCCUGUACAGCUGUACAUUAAUUGGUCCCAUUCCAAAUGGGAGUCUAAUUGUACGAUCAUAAAAUUGGAUUGGAUUUAAAGCUCCAUGAGGCUCAAACAUGCCUGCCAAACUCUAUGAUAUUAGCAUAAUUUCACUAGAAAAGGCCCAAUUCCCUUAGUAACGUGUGUGAGUAUUAGUUGUAUAGUUUCUAAUGCAAAUAAGAUUAAAUUUACAGUCCAUUGCAUUCUUAGCCUUCUUAUAUAUUGUAGAAAAUGUCAUAAGCUUCCUUUGCUCUAUUGGCAGCAGGCGCUCACUUGCAUCUCUCUUCCUACUGCAGUCACGAGUUAAAUUCUCAUAUGUAACACCUUAUAAUGUAGAAAAUGUCAACAUACAGUUAUUUACUUUUAAUGUUAUGUAAUCCCGUUUCUUUGGCCCCAUGCUUGCAAUUUACUUAGCUUUCCUGCAUGUGCCUUAUGAGCGUGAGCUUCUCAGAAAUUUGAAGGGCAAAUUCAUUGCAACAUUAUUUUUUCCAUUGGGUUGGUAAUAUUUUGGCACUCUAUAUUCCAUGUGUCUAUGAAACCCCAUGCUCAUUUGAGACUUGGGUAGUAAACAAAGUGAAUGCAGUUUGUAGUUAUGCCUGGGGGCUCUCUCAUGUUGCAUGAAUGUUUGAUCCUGCAUUGUUUGGAAAUGCCCAUAUUUUAUUAGGGGAUUUGCUUGGAUUAUAUUUUCUUAAAAUAGUGAAUGAGAGAAGAUGAGUAGGCAAGGUGUUACACUCAUGUGUUACUGGAAUGGGACAACAACGAGUGGACCUCAUGGCAUAUCCUACGAAGGUGCUGCACCAAAACCCAUCCGAGUUGGCUAUGGGAUUACACAUAAUGAGUUGGUUGAUAGGAUAUAUGGAGUUACUGGAUUUGACAAGCAAUCCUUUAAACUGAAGAUCAUAUGUAGGUAUCCGGCAUGUAGAGAAUACAUACCUGUGCCAAUCAAUGAUGAUGAGUCUAUAGAUAUCAUGUUUGAUGUGGCACGACAACCGGGAACUAACUGUCUAGAACUAUAUGUUGAAAGAGAGCCACUCUGCAACCAUAUCCCAAUAAAUGUUCCAGAAACAACCAUUGUUGAUAACCAGACGACAGAUGAGAGAGCCACAGACGAUGCCCAAGUUGAUAGCUUUUUAGAUCCAGGACCAGCUGACAAUUCGAUUCUUGUUCUACAAAAUCAGCAUAGAUCUGAAGCCAUAUGGAUGGGGGAGGAUCCUAGUGUGUUAACUUGUAGACAACGGCUGGCAGCAAUGAUGAAAGAUUGGCAAUUAGAUCCUCGUGUCCGUCAACUUAUCAUCAAGGCUGGAUUUUAUGGGGUAUAUAGGGUUGGAAUCUUACAAAUUGAUUGGCCCUUGAUUACAGCAUUGGUUGAGAGGUGGCGGCAAGAAACCCACACUUUUCAUUUUACAGUUGGUGAGAGUACUGUCACUUUACAAGAUGUAGCAUUGUUGUUAGGUCUACCAGUAAAUGGCUUGGUAGUGACUGGAAAUACUGAUCUCCAAUGGGAAGAUUUAUGUGAGGAGCUAUUAGGGCUCAGGCCGGACUCGAGUGUGCUCCAUGGUUCAGCCCUUAAGGUUAGUUGGUUGCGAACUCAUUUUCAAAAACCUCCAUCAGAUGCAGAUGAUGUUACAUUACAACGCUACGCCAGAGCGUAUAUUUUAAGUUUGAUGGGUAGUGUUCUAUUUGCGGAUAAAUCUGGAGCUGAUGUCCAGUUAAUGUUCUUACCUUUUUUAAGAGAUUUGGAAUGUGUCGAGCAAUUUAGUUGGGGAAGUGCAGUGCUUGCACAUUUAUAUAGAGAGCUUUGCCGAGCCAGCAAGAAAGGAGCCAAUGAGAUUUCUGGCCCCCUUGUUCUGUUGCAGAUAUGGGCAUGGGAACGCCUAGAUAUUAGCCGGCCAGAGAGGUUGGUUUAUAAAGGUCGAAAAUCAAUUAUAUCAGAUACAAAGGCUGAGGAGGAGAGAAGUUCAAUCGCAGGGGAUGCUAUUGUAAACAACGAGCAAUUACCAGCAGAUCCAUUAGGAUGCAGAUGGAAGGCAGCUGUGAUUCGUAGAGAUAAUCCCCACAGAGCAUUAAUAUUUUACAGGGACCUGCUUGAUCAGCAAACAGAGAGCCAGAUGGUCUGGCAACCUUACAUUUCUGAGCGUCUUGCAUUGCUACCAGAUUCAUUGCUUAGAGACCAACAUGUGUGGCGGACGGUUGCUCCACUUAUUUGUUUUGAUAUUGUUGAAUGGCAUCAUCCAGAACGAGUUCUCCGUCAGUUUGGUCUUCACCAAGAAAUCCCACAGCCUUGUGAUACAGGAACAAAGCUGCAUAUGAUUGACAGGCGGGGAAAACAUCAUUAUGAUUGGAAGGCCUAUCAUGGACAGUAUAUUAAAUUAUGGGAGGCUCGAGAGAAUAGCAUUGCAACGGGCAAGCUAGAAGAACUGCCAAUGCAAUACCAUGAUCCUUACAUGGUUUGGUAUAGAAAUGUUACUCGGCGUUUGAUCACCCCUCUCACCCAAAGGUCGCAUAUGCGGUUUCAGCCAUCGAGUGGAACCUCACAUUUACUUGUACAAAGUUUGACAACUAUUCAUAAUCAGUGUGCAUGUGCACUUGAAUCUUUUACGAGUGAUGGCGCUAUGAGAUCACUGGAGUGCAUUCAAACAACCUGCAUUCGAGUUUUGCAGAUGAUUGGAGAAACUCGUCAUCUCAAAGGAAAACAAUCAGUUAUUUCUACAAAACCAAUCAUCCCAACCAUUCCAAAUUCUGCUAAUGAUGCUAACAAUACAGAAAACCACCAACACGGCGAGUGUGCUGCUCCAUCUGUACAUACAGUGACUGUUCUAACUAAAGCUCCAUUGGUCAGGGGACAAGGAAGAAGUAGAGGUAGAGGUCGUCCCAGAGGCAGCAUCAAGAGUCAAGGUGGAGGUUAUUGUAAGGCUCAGAGUGUUGUGGUCGAGACCUCUUCACAGUCAUUUCUAUCAAUACAUUCGACUCCAGAAUCCUUGCAGCCCAAUAACAGUUGGGAUAGACAAUUGCAUAUGAAAGACGCGGAGGUUGGCACAAUGAUCGAAUCAGUGGACUUGGUUUCUGCUCAAAGUUCACCAGAGAGUGAAAAAGAAACAUGUGUGAGAGAAAAAUCACCGGAACAAUCAUGCCUGAUGUACAAGGAAAAUAAAAGAGACGUCGUUGUGUCACCAUCAAUUAGGCCGAUGCAUCAAAUGAAGGGGGCUAAAAUGGGACAGUCAGUACAUCUACUAGAACAGAAAGAGAAGUCCAUGAACCUUUUGGGUAAGGAAGAUAUUGGGAGAACAGUUGCUUUACCAAAGGUUGGAUCGAAACGAAAACACAUUUAACAAAAAUGAUUUGUAUCUUAUGAUAUAUUUGAGAGUUUGUUGUUUCUAACCCUUCAUGCUAAUUGAUAGUGGACUUGAAGCACAUUCAUGGACGUAAGUCAUCAAUCAUGUAUAAAUACACUUUAUUUAGUUAGGAUUAUUGUCUAAACUUUGUCAAGGUAUAAUCUAUUCUCUUAAUAUGUGUA